Messenger RNA from Sciurus carolinensis (gray squirrel), 6245 nucleotides. It is a transcript of the gene Rictor, whose product is annotated as RPTOR independent companion of MTOR complex 2. The record is from RefSeq and is a predicted model, not a curated record. Gene Ontology annotation, molecular function: protein serine/threonine kinase activator activity. Lineage: Eukaryota; Metazoa; Chordata; Mammalia; Rodentia; Sciuridae. Gene Ontology annotation, cellular component: TORC2 complex. Gene Ontology annotation, biological process: TORC2 signaling; positive regulation of phosphatidylinositol 3-kinase/protein kinase B signal transduction.
GAGGUUUCCGGUGUUGUGACUGAAACCCGUCAAUAUGGCGGCGAUCGGCCGCGGCCGCUCUCUGAAGAACCUCCGAAUACGAGGGCGGAAUGACAGCGGCGAGGAGAACGUCCCGCUGGAUCUGACCCGAGAACCUUCUGAUAACUUAAGGGAGAUUCUCCAAAAUGUGGCCAAGUUACAAGGAGUAUCAAAUAUGAGAAAGCUAGGCCAUCUGAAUAACUUUACUAAGCUUCUUUGUGAUAUUGGCCACAGUGAAGAAAAACUGGGCUUCAACUAUGAAGAUAUCAUAAUUUGUUUGCGCUUAGCUUUAUUAAAUGAAGCAAAAGAGGUGCGAGCAGCAGGGCUACGAGCACUUCGAUAUCUUAUCCAGGACUCCAGUAUUCUGCAGAAGGUGCUAAAAUUGAAAGUGGACUAUUUAAUAGCUAGGUGCAUUGACAUACAGCAGAGCAACGAGGUAGAGAGGACACAAGCACUUCGAUUAGUCAGAAAGAUGAUUACUGUGAAUGCUUCCUUGUUUCCUAGUUCUGUGGCCAACUCAUUAAUUGCAGUUGGAAAUGAUGGACUUCAAGAAAGAGACAGAAUGGUCCGAGCAUGUAUUGCUAUUAUCUGUGAACUAGCACUUCAGAAUCCAGAGGUGGUGGCUCUUCGAGGUGGACUAAACACCAUCUUGAAAAAUGUGAUUGAUUGCCAAUUAAGUCGAAUUAACGAGGCCCUCAUUACUACAAUUCUGCACCUCCUUAAUCAUCCAAAGACCCGACAGUAUGUGCGAGCUGAUGUAGAAUUAGAGCGAAUUUUAGCGCCCUAUACUGAUUUUCACUAUAGACAUAGUCCAGAUACAGCUGAAGGACAGCUCAAAGAAGACAGAGAAGCCCGGUUUCUAGCCAGUAAAAUGGGAAUCAUUGCAACAUUCCGGUCAUGGGCAGGUAUUAUUAAUUUGUGUAAACCUGGAAACUCUGGGAUCCAAUCUCUAAUUGGAGUGCUUUGCAUACCAAAUAUGGAAAUAAGGCGGGGUCUACUUGAAGUGCUUUAUGAUAUAUUUCGUCUUCCUCUACCUGUUGUAACAGAGGAGUUCAUAGAAGCACUUCUCAGCGUGGAUCCAGGAAGGUUCCAAGAUAGUUGGAGGCUUUCAGAUGGCUUUGUAGCAGCUGAGGCAAAAACUAUUCUUCCUCAUCGUGCCAGAUCCAGGCCAGAUCUCAUGGAUAAUUAUUUGGCAUUGAUACUCUCUGCGUUUAUUCGUAAUGGACUUUUAGAAGGUUUGGUUGAAGUGAUAACGAACAGUGAUGACCAUAUCUCAGUUAGAGCUACUAUCCUUCUAGGAGAGCUGUUACAUAUGGCAAACACAAUUCUUCCUCAUUCACAUAGCCAUCAUUUGCACUGCUUGCCAACUCUAAUGAAUAUGGCUGCAUCCUUUGAUAUCCCCAAGGAAAAGAGACUGCGAGCCAGUGCAGCACUAAAUUGUUUAAAACGCUUCCAUGAAAUGAAGAAACGAGGACCUAAGCCUUACAGCCUUCAUUUAGAUCACAUUAUUCAAAAAGCAAUUGCAACACAUCAGAAACGGGAUCAGUAUCUUCGAGUUCAGAAAGAUAUAUUUGUUCUUAAGGACACAGAGGAAGCUCUUUUAAUGAACCUUAGGGAUAGCCAAGUCCUUCAACAUAAAGAGAAUCUUGAAUGGAAUUGGAAUCUUAUAGGGACCAUUCUUAAGUGGCCAAAUGUAAAUCUAAGGAACUAUAAAGAUGAACAGUUGCACAGGUUUGUAAGAAGACUUCUUUAUUUUUAUAAGCCCAGCAGUAAAUUGUAUGCCAACUUGGAUUUGGAUUUUACCAAGUCCAAGCAGCUCACAGUGGUUGGUUGCCAAUUUACAGAAUUUCUUCUUGAGUCUGAAGAGGAUGGGCAAGGAUAUUUAGAAGAUCUUGUAAAGGAUAUUGUUCAGUGGCUCAAUGCCUCAUCUGGAAUGAAACCUGAAAGAAGUCUUCAAAAUAAUGGUCUAUUGACUACUCUUAGUCAACACUACUUUUUAUUUAUUGGAACACUUUCUUGCCACCCUCAUGGAGUCAAAAUGCUGGAAAAAUGCAGUGUAUUUCAGUGCCUGUUAAAUCUUUGCUCCUUGAAAAACCAGGAUCACUUGCUAAAACUGACUGUUUCUAGCUUGGACUAUAGCAGAGAUGGAUUAGCUAGAGUCAUUCUAUCAAAAAUCCUAACAGCAGCUACUGAUGCCUGCAGGCUAUAUGCAACAAAACACUUGAGGGUAUUAUUGAGAGCUAAUGUUGAAUUCUUCAAUAAUUGGGGAAUUGAGUUACUAGUGACUCAGCUACAUGAUAAAAACAAAACAAUUUCUUCUGAAGCUCUGGAUAUCCUCGACGAAGCUUGUGAAGACAAGGCCAAUCUUCAUGCUCUUAUUCAGAUGAAGCCAGCUUUAUCCCACCUUGGGGACAAGGGUUUGCUUCUCCUCCUAAGAUUUCUCUCCAUUCCAAAAGGGUUUUCCUACCUGAAUGAAAGAGGUUAUGUAGCAAAACAGUUAGAAAAGUGGCACAAGGAAUAUAUCAAAUAUGUUGACUUGAUUGAAGAACAACUUAAUGAGGCACUAACUACAUAUCGGAAGCCUAUUGAUGGUGAAUAUGUUCGUCGGAGUAACCAAAGAUUACAGCGUCCUCAUGUCUACCUGCCUGUACACCUUUAUGGACAACUGGUACACCACAAAACAGGCUGUCAUUUAUUGGAAGUACAGAAUAUUAUUACAGAACUGUGUCACAAUGUUCGAACACCAGAUUUGGAUAAAUGGGAAGAAAUUCAAAAACUGAAAGCAUCUCUUUGGGCCUUGGGAAAUAUUGGCUUCAAUUGGGGUCUCAAUUUGCUACAAGAAGAAAAUGUGAUUCCUGAUAUACUAACUGCAAAACAGUGUGAGGUUCUUUCCAUCAGAGGGACCUGUGUAUAUGCUGGGCUAAUAGCUAAAACCAAACAAGGCUGUGAUAUUCUGAGUCACAACUGGGAUGCUGUGAGGCAUAGUCGAAAACAUCUGUGGCCAGUGGUACCAGAUGAUGUGGAACAACUCUGUAAUGAGCUCUCAUCUAUCCCAAGCACCCUGAGCUUGAACUCAGAGUCAACCAGCUCUAGGCAUAAUAGUGAGAGUGAAUCCGCACCAUGAGUGAGUAUGUUCAUUAUGGAGGAUGAGUUUGGCAAGCAGUUCUACUAGUACCUUUUCCUUGACAUCAAUGAAGAUCAGAGCCAGCAUUUUAUGACAGACCUUGGACACAUCAAGGAUAAAAAUUCAUUUCCGUUCUUUGCUUCUAGUAAACUUGUGAAGAAUCGUAUCUUAAAUUCACUUACUUUGCCUAAUAAAAAAUCGUAGUGCAGUGAUCCAAAAGGAGGAAAAUGUUCAUCUGAAAAUAAGGACAAGCAACAGACGAAUCAGAACACUACGGAACCCAGCGUAGACUUUAAUCAUGGUGAUGAUUUUACACCUGUAUCCACAGUUCAAACAUUACAAUUAGAAACUUCAUUGUUGGGAAAGCACAUUGAUGACAUUGGUAGUACUCCAAGUAUUGGAGAGAAUGAUAAAAUUCACCAAGAGUUUUGUACAGAGAAUCACAAAGAAAACACAAGCCGAGAAAGGUUAGUUGUAGAAAGUUCAACAAGCUCACAUAUGAAGAUCCGUAGCCAAAGUUUUAAUACAGAUACCACAACAAGUGGCAUAAGUUCAAUGGUUCAAAGUCCUUCACGAGAGACAGUAGGUGUAGAUGCUGCAACUAUGGACACAGGACUGUGGAGUAUGAGUACUGGUGGUAGUACGAAAACUGUUAAGACAAGCCACUAUUUGACACCACAGUCUAACCAUCUGUCUCUUUCCAAGUCAAACUCAGUGUCCCUGGUGCCUCCUGGUUCUUCUCAUACACUUCCUAGAAGAGCACAGUCCCUAGCACCUUCUAUUGCUACAAUUAAAAGUUUAGCAGAUUGUAACUUCAGUUAUACAAGUCUAGAGAUGCUUGGCUACGCUACAUUGAAAAGAUUACAGCAGCAAAGAAUGCAUCCAUCCUUAUCUCACUCUGAAGCUUUGGCAUCUCCAGCAAAAGAUGUGCUGUUUACUGAUACAAUCACCAUGAAGGACAACAGUUUUGAGUCCAGACUAACACCAAGCAGGUUCAUGAAAGCUUUAAGUUAUGCAUCAUUAGAUAAAGAAGAUUUAUUAAGUCCCAUUAAUCAAAAUACCCUGCAGCGAUCCUCCUCAGUUAGGUCCAUGGUGUCCAGUGCUACAUAUGGUGGCUCAGAUGACUACAUUGGUCUUGCUCUUCCAGUAGACAUUAAUGAUAUAUUCCAGGUAAAGGAUAUUCCUUAUUUUCAGACAAAAAACAUACCUCCACAUGAUGAUCGAGGUUCAAGAGUAUUUGCCCAUGAUGCAGGAGGUCUUCCAUCUGGAACUGGAGGUCUUGUAAAAAACUCUUUUCAUUUGCUACGACAGCAAAUGAGUCUUACAGAAAUAAUGAAUUCAAUCCAUUCAGAUGCAUCUUUGUUUUUAGAAAGUACAGAAGAUACUGGACUACAGGAGCAUACAGAUGAUAACUGCCUUUAUUGUGUCUGUAUUGAAAUUUUGGGUUUCCAGCCCAGUAACCAACUAAGUGCAAUAUGUAGUCAUUCAGACCUUCAAGAUAUUCCAUAUUCUGAUUGGUGUGAGCAGACUAUCCACAAUCCCUUAGAAGUGGUUCCCUCUAAGUUUUCAGGAAUUUCUGGAUGCAGUGAUGGGGUAUCUCAAGAAGGCUCAGCUAGCAGCACCAAAAGCACAGAAUUAUUAUUAGGUGUCAAAACAAUUCCAGAUGAUACACCAAUGUGCCGUAUACUCCUUCGCAAAGAAGUUCUAAGAUUAGUAGUUAAUUUGAGUAGUUCAGUUUCAACUAAAUGUCAUGAAACUGGACUUUUAACAAUCAAGGAGAAGUAUCCUCAAACAUUUGAUGAUAUCUGCCUUUACUCUGAGGUUUCUCAUUUGCUGUCACACUGCACAUUUAGACUUCCAUGUCGGAGGUUUAUACAAGAAUUAUUUCAAGAUGUACAGUUUUUACAAAUGCAUGAAGAAGCAGAGGCUGUGCUAGCAAUACCACCAAAGCAACCUAUAAUCGAUACAUCUGCUGAAUCCUGACCUCAUAUUUAUGAUGUGUAUAGAUAUAUACUAUAUAUAUUCAUAGUUGUGGAUUUCCUGAAAGCCUCAGAAAAUACUGACUGACUGGGCAGCAAAGACAGGAGUAUCUUCUGCACACUGUUCCAGCAAUUACUGGUACAUGAACAGUUGGAACUGCUGAUUUCCCUAACCAAAACAACUUCCUUCUCUCCCCUCUUGAGCCCUUUGAAGGGUUUAUGAUUCAUUACACAAUUUUGAAAAUUUCAGUUACCAUCAUAUGCAAGAGCCAAGCACUGAAUACCUACAUGGGUUUUCUAUUUUUUCAUUUUAAAAACAUAAUGACAGUGGAAUAAUAAUAGGAUAUGCAGAAGCGCCCUUCACAUUGUUGUUUCUGAAUUUUUUUUUUAGAGUAAAUAUAAAGAUGCCUUGUUUGUUAACUAAAUUCGUGGAAACCAGGAAUCAGUGUCUCUAAGUCUGCAUCCUGUUACCACAAUGGGGUGUGCUGUAACUGCUGGUAUUAGAGGGGAACUUUGGCCCUUCCACAUUUUCUUAAUGUUUGUAACACUACUUCAGAGGUUUAUAACCUCAAAGCAAAAGAAGAGCCUCAACAACCCAGGACUUGUAAGUUAUUUUUAUGUUAUUAGACUACAUAAAGAUUCUUAUUUCUUUUCCACCUCUUCAGUUUUGUUGCAAUGUGUUAUUAUAGGCUAUUUGAACCCAUUAAGGUUUUUCACUACAGUUCCUGAUUAAAAUUUUAAAAUCAUUUGAUAGGUCAAUUGAAAGUAUUUCCCAUUUAUAGAAUGCAUAUAUUUCCAGAGGACUUCCAUUUUCAUCAGUUUCCUAUAUUAUCAUUUUAAACAGGAACGUGAACAAGCACUAUUACUUUAGACCCAGAGUAAAGGAAAGCAUUAAAUAAUACUUCAGAAAUCCCAUGGAAGAUAAGUUUGCCUGCAAUUUACACAUUCCAUGGGAAAAGAAGAGCCAUAUUUCCUUUUAAAAAAUCAUUAACAAAACUCAUUAUUAAUAUUAAAACUUGUAGUGAAAAGCCUUAAGUCCUAAAUUUUAAAGCAGCAGUAAUUUAAUUUUUAUAUCAGUGUUCUUGUUUUGCACAAACUAAAUAAAUGCAGUGAUUUUGCCUUUA